Molecule: messenger RNA, 987 nt
Organism: Pediculus humanus corporis (human body louse)
Lineage: Eukaryota; Metazoa; Arthropoda; Insecta; Psocodea; Pediculidae
Product: alcohol dehydrogenase, putative
Exons: 5
Coding region: 1-987 (328 amino acids)
Molecular function (GO): oxidoreductase activity
Source: RefSeq, a predicted model, not a curated record
AUGGCUUUCUUUACAAUAAUUGGAAUUAUACUUAUUAUUUAUUAUUUAUUUUAUUUAUUUACACUUUGUUUAGUAGAUAGCGAUGUUAGGCUUGUUAUUGCUGAAAAAUUUGGAAAAAAACUUGGUGAGCUUAAUGGUAAAGUAAUAUGGAUAACAGGAGCAUCAAGUGGAAUAGGUGAAGCUUUAGCUUGUCAAGCGGCUAAAUAUAAAGUUAAACUUGUUAUAUCAGCGAGAAGAGAAGGAGAAUUGCAAAGAGUUAAAAAUAAAUGUUUACAAAUCAAUCCGGAAUUAUCUCCCGAUGACAUAUUAAUACUCCCCUUAGAUAUAACUAAAACAAAUUUGCACAAAACAUAUUUCGAUUUAGUCAUUAAUCAAUUUAAAAAACUUGAUAUUUUGAUUAAUAAUGCUGGAAGGUCGCAAAGAGCAAUUUGGGAAAAUGUGGAUGUCGAAGUUGAUCGUCAAGUUUUCGAUUUGAAUGUUUUCGGUGUCAUAUCGCUCUCAAGAUUGGCCAUACAAUAUUUUAAUAAGAAUAAAACUGGACAAAUUGCUGUCACAUCGAGUUUGGCUGGAAUUGUCGGAGCUCCAUAUUCUUGUUCCUACACUGGAAGCAAACAUGCUAUUCAUGGAUAUUUUGAAUCGCUUAGAAAUGAAAAAUUAGGAACUCCAUUACAAAUAACAUUAUUAUGUCCGGGACCUGUUUUUAGUAAUUUUUUACAGGAAAGCUUCACUGAAAAUCCUGGAGAAAAAUAUGGAGAAUCUGUGGAUAAAAAUGAUAAAAGAAUGACUCCUGAAAGAUGUGCAGAGCUUAGCCUUAUAGCAAUUGUUAAUAAACUGGAUGAAGCAUGGAUGGGAAGAUUUCCACUGAUGUUAUUCGUUUAUGCUUUGGUUUAUUUUCCUAACAUAUCGAAACAAAUAUCUAAAAUUAUAGGACCGAGACAAUUUCAAAAAUUGAGAGAUUCCAAACUGACUGUUAGCGUACAAUCAUAG